UGACGUCAGGCAGCGAGGCAGAGUUUGGUGCUGGGGCUGCCGGAGCCUUCUGAGAAAUCUCGUGGAGUUUGUAGUUCUUGCUCGCAGCUGCUGCCUCCUCUCUCCCGCGCCGCUGCCGCCGUGAUCCACCGGGGAGACGCCGGGUUAUGGGCUGCUGAAAAUAAAAAGAAAAAGACAAAAAAACAGAGCUUACAUUUGCAAGGCGCGAGGUAAGCGUCGCACGUUCUGCGUUGCCAAGACCGCACGAAAGCCAUGGGCAAGCAGAACAGCAAACUCCGCCCCGAGGUGAUGCAGGACCUGCUGGAGAGCACCGACUUCACCGAGCACGAGAUCCAGGAGUGGUACAAGGGCUUCCUGAGGGACUGCCCCAGCGGCCACCUGUCCAUGGAGGAGUUCAAGAAGAUCUACGGCAACUUCUUCCCGUACGGCGACGCCUCCAAGUUCGCCGAGCACGUGUUCCGCACCUUCGACGCCAACGGCGACGGCACGAUAGACUUCCGGGAGUUCAUCAUCGCGCUGAGCGUGACGUCGCGCGGCAAGCUGGAGCAGAAGCUCAAGUGGGCCUUCAGCAUGUACGACCUGGACGGCAACGGCUACAUCAGCAAGGCCGAGAUGCUGGAGAUUGUGCAGGCAAUCUACAAGAUGGUCUCCUCCGUGAUGAAGAUGCCAGAGGAUGAGUCCACUCCAGAGAAGAGGACAGAGAAGAUUUUCCGGCAGAUGGACACCAAUCGUGAUGGCAAGCUAUCCUUGGAGGAAUUCAUCAAGGGAGCCAAGAGUGACCCGUCCAUCGUGCGCCUGCUCCAGUGUGACCCCAGCAGUGCUGGCCAGUUUUAAACACAGCCGACCAGGCACAGUUGCUUUUUUGGGUUGACCGACCCAACGUGUGUCAGGUGUUUUACCAGAAAUCACCCCCAGCCCUCCCCCUCCCCCCCAGCCUUAACCCUGCGGAGAAACUGACAGAAAAGACCUUCAAGCAAGUAUCAAGCACGAGACCCCAGCAAGGAUCAUAGAUUCACGGGGUGAACCUCGAGAGAAGAUGGACACCCCAUCCCCCCCCCAAACCCCAAGAACCUUCCUUGUGAUUUCACUACUGACCAUAACCACCUGUUGAUUGGUCCCGGUGCUGCACGCUUUCGCGCUUCCCCAGUGCUCUGCAAGACUCAACCACAACAGCACACUCAAGCAUGCGUGAGACAUGAACAGACGUAGGUAUGUUCCUGGAUUUGGAGAUAGAUGUGGGAUCUGACCCACUGAAAGGUCAUGAUUUGUUUUCUUUCCAGUCCACUCUACGCAUGAUAUACACAAAUGUCCGUUGAGCAUUCUAUAACCACAGAAGGACCACACGCCUUGCUAUGCAUCUGUUCCUGCGACUGCACCGGCAGAGCGAGGACGAGCUUCGCUUGGUCCCUUGGCUUUUCAGCUUUGCUUUCAUGUGCAUUUCAGAGCUCCGCGCGUCAGCGGUGAUCGCGUGGACUCGCAUUUUUUCCUGCGGUGGAGUUUGUUUUGCAACACCGCAUUUCUUUGUGCUGUCUUAGUUAACGGGUAAGCUGCUCAAAACAAUGGUGUGUCAGUGUCUGGAGACACUGGGGCCAGUAUUUUUGACAAUGUUAUUUUAAAGCAGAACAAUGCUGUCGCUUAGAUCAUUUAACAUCUACAGUUUUUCAUCAGUAGACUCCAGUUGCAGUGAGAUUUAGUGUUUUUUGUUUUUUCCCUAAGAGCUUCAAAGAGGUAGUGAAGCAUGCAUGUGUUUUCUUUUUUAAAAUCUCUGCGUCAAGCAGGGAAAAAAAACCUUUACAUCCAGUUUUAAAUGUUUUUAAAUGGUGCAUGUGAGGUUUUUAGUGUUUUUGUUUGUUUUUUUGUAGUUUUGAGAUUUGCAUACGUGUGCAGAAGGGGGUGGUACCUGUGCAUUUUAUGCAGCCGUGUUUGCGAUGCGCAGAUACACGGGUGCACCGGUGCCUUCGUCGUGGCGUGUGGUCACUGCCCCGGGUCAUCGCUACAAGUCACAGGGGUGUGUUCACCAAGAUGGGGGACGCCCAGCAUCCACGGCCAGGCCAUGAGAACGUGCCACUGACACAUGCGCGACACGGGUGGGGUGGGGUGCCGUGGCGUGGGGGUGGGUGGGUUCUUUUCCGGCUGCUUGUCAUGGCUUUUUGUCCACACGUGAGGCUGGAAGCAUGGUCACCUUCCGUGCUUGUUGAACAUCCGUGAUAAUCAAACGUGAAACCCAUCAGGGUUCUGAGCCAACCAGAAAAAAAAGAUAAAGGAGAGGAAAAAGUAAGAAUCCCUCCCCAGGGCUGACACUCCUCCUGUGUCUGGGCUCUGGCAAUCAUUUAAGAAUCCCGGGAAAACAGAUCUUUUCUCCUUCCCCUUGGACAUAGCUGAGAUUCCAACCCUAAACUCAGUGGUGUCAGUUACUGCAACACUGACGAUUUGGACAAAUUUGAAUGUUUUUGAAUAACUGCUGUUUUGUAUUAAACAAAAUUAAGCCUUUGAGAACAACUGCAACUACUGCAGCGACAUUGAUGGUUUCAAGUUGUGCUGUUUUUUAAAAUUUUAAAUACUGUAUCAGGUGAGAUAUUACACACAUCAGCAUCAUGUGGUCAAGUGCCAAAUAUACGAAACCAGUAUUGUAUAAAUUUAUACUGUACAAUUGUUAUCUGUCGAACAAAAUGUUUGUAAUUGUUGCAUUUGUAGAUUUUGUAUGGUAACCUGUAUUUUGUGACAGUGUAGUUUUUAAAAAUAGAUUUUUGUUUUGGUUAUCUUAUAAAGCAGCAAUAUUUAAAAAAUGUCUGUUUAGUGCUUUGGCUGUGCGUUCAUGCUGUUUUUAAAUCCUGAUAACACAUAAAUGGUGGAACGUUUAUUUGUCAAGAUGUAAUUAUAAUCAUAGCUUCUGUAGUAUAGACUGAAUCCAGCACCUUACAAAGUAACCAACUUUGAAUGUGACGCAGUGUUACCGUAUCAUAAAGAUUUGCCGAGCUGGAAUCUGCUUAUGCUCACAGAACAGUGAUUUAGGAUUUCUGCCAGGAUGUUUAAAAUGUUAAAGGCCAUUAGUAAUACAGUUACGUGAUUAAGUGA
This is a messenger RNA of Paramormyrops kingsleyae, 3075 nucleotides long. RefSeq names its product neurocalcin-delta. NCBI's taxonomy places the organism in Eukaryota, Metazoa, Chordata, Actinopteri, Osteoglossiformes, Mormyridae. The record is from RefSeq and is a predicted model, not a curated record. Gene Ontology annotation, molecular function: tubulin binding; actin binding; calcium ion binding. Gene Ontology annotation, biological process: calcium-mediated signaling.